Messenger RNA from Tympanuchus pallidicinctus (lesser prairie-chicken), 1454 nucleotides. RefSeq names its product glutathione S-transferase theta 2B (gene GSTT2B). Bases 53 to 781 code for a protein of 242 amino acids. The record is from RefSeq and is a predicted model, not a curated record. Gene Ontology annotation, biological process: glutathione metabolic process. The transcript is spliced from 5 exons. Lineage: Eukaryota; Metazoa; Chordata; Aves; Galliformes; Phasianidae. Gene Ontology annotation, cellular component: cytoplasm. Gene Ontology annotation, molecular function: glutathione transferase activity.
UGCCGGCGUCUGCGGGACAGAACGGAGGGGACGGCAGCGAGGCAGCGGCAGCAUGGGGCUGGAGCUGUACCUCGAUCUGCUCUCGCAGCCUUGCCGGGCAGUUUUCCUCUUCGCCCGCUGCAACAACAUCCCGUUCGAGUUCAAACGGGUGGAGCUGAUGAAGGGGCAGCAUAAGACCGAGGAGUUCAGGAAGGUGAACAUGCUGAUGAAAGUGCCUGCACUGAAGGAUGGUUCCUUCACCUUGGCAGAGAGCGUUGCCAUCCUCAUGUACCUGGCCCGGAAAUUCAAGACUCCCGAUCACUGGUAUCCCUCUGACCUGCAGAAACAGGCCAGAGUUGAUGAGUACCUGUCAUGGCAGCAGGCCAACAUUCGUGGGAAGGCGAGCAAGGUGUUCCUAUGUAAGGUGCUGAUUCCUCUGCUUACAGGCCAGCCACUGCCUUCAGAGAAGUUGGAAAAUGCUAUUGAGGAGCUGAACGUUGUCCUGAAUCAGUUUGAGGAGAAGUUCUUGCAGGGCAAGCCCUUCAUUGCGGGCAGUGAGAUCUCCUUGGCAGACCUCGUGGCCCUGGUGGAGCUCAUGCAGCCUGUUGCUUCUGGCUACAACUUCUUUGAGGAGAGGCCCCAGUUGGCGGAGUGGCGCAGGAGGGUGGAAGAAGCCGUGGGGAAGCAGCGCUUCCAGGAAGCACACGAAGAGAUCCUGAAUGCCAAGAAUGUGGCUGCUGAGAAAAUGGCACCUGAGCUGCGGGAGCACUUAAAGCAACAGCUCUUAAAGCAAAUCAAUUAGAACAAAAGGCGUCACACUCCAAUUAAAAUGAAUGAUUUUGGGUAAGCUUUUAGUAAAAUUUCAAUAUUUCCUCUAAUAAUAGUACAAAAAACUGCAUUCCAGAAAAUGCGCUUCAAUUACAGUCUUUUUGCAACUUAGAAGGGAAGAAAACUACAUCUUGGACUGCAGGCAGGCAGCCCUUGGCUGCUUCCCCUGCCCAGAGGGUAAGGGAGCUCCUGGCCACUAGAGGCUGCUGUGUUAUAGAUCAGAGCAAAGGGACCCUCGGAGCGAGGGAGCCGUGCGAGUUUUCGAGUGAGGUCUGAGAAGGAUGGGGUGAAGCCCGUGAACGAAGAUCCUCAACAACAGCCUUAUGCCAUCGUCUACAUAGCUCAUGCACAGUUGAGAAAAGCUGGUUUUCUAGCUGAAAUCACUGCCAACCACGUGGGAGCCUUCCUCAAACCACAUCGGUGCUCCAUCCUUUCCCCAGACAGCUCUAUGGAAGACAUUUAAACCAGGUUCCCCGCUGCUGAAUGCUGCUGUGGCUGGGGCUGUACUGGGGGCAGAGGGGGCUGGUGGCCAGCCCCAGGGCAAGUGCAGUGCUUAGCAAGCAAGCUAACUAAUGCUGAAAUAAUGUUCAUGUUCCACUACUCUUCUGUCAUGACAUAUUCUCCAGUAAAGUUAAUUGUUACACUUG